This is a messenger RNA of Sus scrofa (pig), 2525 nucleotides long. It is a transcript of the gene PTTG1IP, whose product is annotated as PTTG1 interacting protein. The record is from RefSeq and is a predicted model, not a curated record. Lineage: Eukaryota; Metazoa; Chordata; Mammalia; Artiodactyla; Suidae. Gene Ontology annotation, cellular component: cytoplasm; nucleus. Gene Ontology annotation, biological process: protein import into nucleus.
CGCCCCGCCCACUUCCGGCGCGCGGCUCUUCCGGGCAGAGGCGCCUGGCCGGGGUCCCAGUGGGGUGGGUCCGGCCGCAGACGACGACUGACCAGCGGCACCAAAGCCACCAUGGCGUCCAGUGGGGCCCGCGGGCCGACGCUGCGCUGGGCACUGGCCCUCGGCGGCGCCGCGCUGCUCCUACUGCUCCUGCCGACGGCCUCGGCGCAGGCUUGCUCUCAGCACACAAACAGGACGUGCGAAGAGUGCCUGAGGAACGUCUCUUGUCUCUGGUGCAACACCAACCAGGCGUGCCUGGACUACCCGGUGACCAGGGUCCUGCCGCCCAGCUCCCUCUGCCAGCUGAGCUCUGCACGCUGGGGCGUGUGCUGGGUGAACUUCGAGGCCUUGAUCAUCACCCUGUCGGUGCUCGGGGGCUCCGUGCUCCUGGGCGUCGCCAUCUGCUGCUGCUGCUGCUGCUGCCCGAGGAAGCGGAGCCGCAGGCCCGACCGGAGCGAGGAGAAGGCGGAGCGGGAGCGCGAGGAGCGGCGGGUCCGGCAGGAGGAGCGGAGAGCAGAGAUGAAGUCAAGACACGAUGAGAUCAGAAGAAAAUACGGUUUGUUUAAAGAAGACAAUCCGUACGCCAGAUUCGAAAACAACUAGAGGCGCGUCAUGCGAGGCAGCGUCUCCUCGCCUGGCCCGGGGCUGCGGGUCAGCAGCGGCCACGGCCUCGUCCGCCUCGGCCCUGGGGCGGCCCGUGGGAAGCUGCCCCCCAGGUGCAGGCCUGUGAGCUUUGUCCUCUUUUUUCCUGUUUCUGUCUUUGUCCCUUGAGACAUUAAGCCUGUCAGGGCCUUUGGUUGUGUUGUCAUUAAUCUGAGGAAACCGCACGUUCCUGCCCCUCCCCAGUCUACCUGGGAGCCGGUGCCGACCGCGCCCUGUGUCCCGGGCCUGGUGGGUGCGGCUCCACAUGCCGGAAGGCAGUGCGUUUUCAGUCUGUUGUGGGACCCCCGACCAGCCAGCCCUUGUCAUUUCCCCGACGAGCCGAGCCGGCUCUCCAUUGCCCGCCGUGUCCCGGGCGCCGUCUGCUGAGGGUUCCCGUCCAUCUGCACCAGCUGGCACCAAGCAGUCGCUAAAACUCCCCUUUUUAGGUGCGGCCCUAGAAAGACAAAAAAGAGGUUUCACCCGAAGCCUUCCUUUGGAAGCGUAGGCCACCUGGGGGCUGGCUUUUCAAUCAGCAUCUGGACUGGCACACGAGGCGUUUCUUCCUGGGAAAAUCUGAAUGUGGACCCUCUGGCCAGCAGUCACCCCGUGCAGGGGCGGGGACACUUGAGAAGCUUUACCUGCACCCUUCUCUGCCCCACUGACCGCAGGCCUGGGGCCCGGGCACAGUCUCUCCCGAGUCCCAGACCCUCCCUGCCUGUCCUCAGUGCUCACCUGGGCACCGCGUGCGACGGUAGGUCCUCCGGGAAGGGACUGUGUCCUGGGCUCUCCCCGGGGGACCCUGUGAGCCAGGGUGCUGAGGGCUGGGCGGCGGUGCAGAGAUGCUGCUGGUUGUCCUGCUGACCAGACCACCCGGCCCCCGGCCAGCUCCGUGGAUCUCCUUCGGGCGGCCUCAUCUGCGGUGGCCCCGAGGUGCCAGACGCGGCAGUCGUCCCUCCAGUGAAGACAUGUGACUGCCGUCCGUGGUCUGCGCGCUUCCAGGCAGGUUCGCAGACAAUGAAGUGACUGGUUCCUCCUUGAAAUCUGAACACAGUUCUAGUUGCCACAUUGCUUUGACUUAGAGGAAACCGAGCUUUGGGACGGCAGGUGAGCGGCUGCAUGAAAGGACUCAGGCAGAGCCAGCGACCAAACACACCAGCGCACGGCCCGCCAGGCCUUGUCCGCACGGACCCAGCGACCAAACACGCCAGCGACGGCCCGCCAGGCCUUGUCCACACGGACCCAGUGACCAAACACGCCAGCGACGGCCCGCCAGGCCUUGUCCACACGGACCCAGUGACCAAACACGCCGGCGCACGGCCCGCCAGGCCUUGUCCACGCGGACCCAGCGACCAAACACGCCGGCGUGCGGCCCGCCAGGCCUUGUCCACACCCCCUGUGUCGAUCUAACCGGUUGACCCUGGCUUCUCACAGACUAAGAAGCAACCUUUAACAGACUCUUGAGUCUUAUUCUUUGAUUUCUUGGGCAUUUGAUUGCAGCAAAGUGUUAAGAGACAUUCCCGUGUCCUUCGUAACAGCCUGCAGAGUUUUCCUUUCUACUCUUUGUUCAUAAAAAUCUUUGUAAGAGACUCGAGUCAACACCGAGUCUGGGUGUAAAUCCCUCUUUGCUGCCUUGCGGCUGCCGAGCUGAGGCGAGUGGGUUGUGAGAUAAAAACCCCAUCCUUCCGCGCGGCACAGAGCCGGCUGCGGGCACCGCCGCUUCCCUGUGCUCUUCGACUUGCUGCCAAGAGCAGUCCAACCUGGAGCCUCCAGGAACCGCGUAACCUGAGUGCCUUCAUCUGUAGCCACUUUCCAGUCAGCGGCCCAAUACACGUUUUUGCUGGCUA